UCAGCUGGCACCAGGGUACAAAUAUACGACAUUAACAACUCUACACUGACCCCGGGAAUGUGGGAGCUCAGAAGAAUUUCGACAGGAAAUAUAGACCUUACGGUUACCGGAAAAAGUACAUUUGAUUUUACCCACCAGCUUUUAGAAGAAGACCCUGUUAGUGGGGACUUCUAUGAGAUAUCAGGAAGACCUUUGGCAGGAUCCAAUACAACAGUCACUCUUCGUGUCACCGAGAUAAGCGUGAUAACCGGGGUGCACACUCUGAUGCUACUUGAUCAGUAUGGACAAAUAAUCAAGACCUCCAUCUUGGAACAGGGAGUAGGAAAAAACACCAACGCGUACAGAGGAUCUAUAGUGAUCCCUAAUCAGGCCUUUACGUUAGCGAUCAAUGGUACUGACCGCAGUGGACAUACCUUCCAGCGCCUGUCUACGUCAACUCUGUUACCGGUCAGCAUCAAACUGGACAUUGAAUCGCUUGGCACUCUUUUUGUUCAUGAGUCCAUGCUGAUAAGAUUCACCUUGACAAAUGUUGGAGCUGACGGACAGUUUGAAGUUAACGCCACUGACGAUAAACAUCUUCUGAGGCCCCCCUUAACGCAAUCAUUUGUGCUAAAACAAGGAGAGAAUAAGACAGGCUCGUUUACCAUUUCUGGUGGCUCUGCUGUACAGAUUACAAGGGUGACGUUCUCUGCAGGCCUUAAGGGUGGAGAUACAAACGACCGACAGUUAAGUGUGAAGACAGUAUCAGUCACGAGGAGACCGACCACGCUUAAGCCGCCCGACAGAGAGCCUCCAUCGUGUACCCUGAUCUCAGUAGACGGGAACUGCACAGCGGCGCAAAUCAACCCCUGUGUCUGCCGUUUAUACCGAUGGAGCGCCGUGGCAGAGGCUCGGGAUACCGACUCUGGCCUGGCAACCCUGAACGCCGGCGGGAUAAGUGCAGCGAUUCCUUUGAUUUCUAAUUUCUCCGUGGGGGAUAAAAACUUCAUCAACGUCAACAUUACAGCUACGUGUUGUAACCCACGUGUCACCAUUAAUGCCGGGGACUUAGAGGGUAACCUGGGACAGUGCGUUAUUUCGUUUAUUGACGACACGCUUGCGCUCAACUACUCGUCGCAGCAGUGUAUCACCACCACAGAGAUGACAACAGUAACAGAAACUACCCAAGCAACUACCGACGCCCCGCCGACGUCGGACUUCAAGACAACGUAUCAUGGAUUCACGCAAUCUACCGAAGAGUUAACGUCUCCAAGUAGCUUAAACAGUUCGCUUGGAGCGCAAUCCAAUGCAGAUAUGAAACCAACAACUAUUGCCGCAAUAUCAGUGGGCGCUUCACUAGGUACUAUAAUCACAGUCUUACUGGUAUUAUAUGUGGUAAAGAAGACUUUGGCAGGCAAGGUGUCCUCACAAAGCAUAGCCUCAAAAUCGGCCAACACGUGGAAAGACGCGAACGCCGAGAGUUCAGCGGAAGGAAGGAACUAUCAUAAGGCACAUGAACUCUACGAUAUAUAAAUUGCGGGGAGGGGGCAAACGUUAUAAGAGAUAUCUUCACUACCCAUAUGCAACCUCUAAAUCCCAUUUUCAGUCAAACUGACCCGACCCAUUUGAAUGGACUGAUUGAUUACGGCGAGCUCUUCGUAGGCAGUAAAUCAAAGCAUGCCCUUUUCUUUGAGAUAAGCGGCGUGUCAUUGGAUCGCAUGACGUCGUAUGUUUAACUGAAUCGAUUGUAAUCUGACGACGAACUGAAUGCCUUCCGACUUUACUCUAAAAAUGCUGAUUACAGUGCUCUAGAAGAACGGGGGGUAACCAAGCAGACAGGAGAAAUAUUUUGCUGUCUCGUUUUGUCGCUUUCGAUCUCCAGCUAUGUUAGAAACACUUGCACAUGUAUAUUCAACACGUAUUUCUAAACCCAAAACCCCAAAGAUGACAUUUUCAUUCAAUCAUGUUAAGAGCCAGGUGAUUUUAUUCGUUCCCAUAUACAUUUAUACUCUUGAAUAUCUCAUCUUACUCAAUAACUACUAAUUAUGAAUACAAUAAGUUUUUUCCA
Lingula anatina is the source of this 2047-nucleotide messenger RNA. RefSeq lists its product as uncharacterized. The record is from RefSeq and is a predicted model, not a curated record. NCBI's taxonomy places the organism in Eukaryota, Metazoa, Brachiopoda, Lingulata, Lingulida, Lingulidae.